Trichomonas vaginalis G3 is the source of this 3339-nucleotide messenger RNA. RefSeq names its product spectrin binding. The transcript has a single exon. Lineage: Eukaryota; Parabasalia; Trichomonadida; Trichomonadidae. Gene Ontology annotation, molecular function: protein binding. Bases 1 to 3339 code for a protein of 1112 amino acids. The record is from RefSeq and is a predicted model, not a curated record.
AUGGAAGAAUUAGUAGAAAAUGGAGCAAAACUCGAAGAAAAAGAUAAUAAUGGAUUUACUCCUUUAAUUUUCUCUGCUGUUUCUAAUUCGGCUCAAACAGCAGCAUAUCUUCUUUCUAAAGGCGCAGAUGUCAAUUCUUCAAAUGAAGAAGGUGCUUCAGCAAUGAUGUUUUCAGCAAAAUUUAACUCAAAUGAUGUCGCAAAAGUUUUGGUCGAAAACAAUUGUGAUGUAAACAAAAGUGACAAAUUUGGAGUUACUCCAUUAAUGGUUUGUUCCAAGUUUGAUACAAUCGAUGUUGCAAAAACUCUUAUCGAAGGAAAAGCUGAUCUUGAAUCCGUUAAUUUAUAUAAUUACAAUAGUUUAUUGUUUUGUUGCAAAUUUGACUCAUAUGAUGUUGCAAAAUUAAUUUUAGAAAAUGGUGCAAAAACUAAUAUAAAUUCAGAAGACAAACAAUUGCAACCAUUGAUGGUUUGCUCGCAAUAUGAUUCAGAAAAAGUUUCCGAAUUAUUGCUUGAAAGCCAAAAAGUUGCUGAAUUGAAACCAGUUUUAUUCAAUUGCUGCAAAUUUAACUCUCCAAAAGUUGCUAAACUCGUUAUUAACAAAGGUUGUGAUAUGAACUCUAAAGAUGAAAAAGGAGCAACACCUUUAUUAGCUUGUGCAGCUUCAAAUGCUGAUAAAGUAACAAAAGUUUUGGUUGAAAACGGCUGUAUUGUAGAUGAAAGAGAUAAUUUGGAUAACACUCCUUUGAUUGUUUGUUGCAAGUUCGAUUCUUAUAAAGUUGCAAAGGUAUUACUUGAUAACGGAGCAGAUCCAAUGGCACAAAACUCGAAAGGAGCAAAUUGUUUGAUGUUUUGCGAUAAUUUCAAAGCAAAUAAAACAAAAGAUUUGCUUAAACGCAAGAUUGAUAACAAUGAAUCUGAUUAUGAUGAAUUCUCAACAGAAGCAUCAGAAAGUAAUACAGAUGUCAUUGAAAAAUCAAUGAAAUCCAAUCAUGGCUCUGAUUUAUCUAUGUCAGAUAGUUUCAAGGAUCAAACUGAUUCUUCUGAUUCGUCAUUAAUGGAAAGACCAUAUAAAUCAAAGAAUAAAGCACAUAAUGAACCAGAAAAAGCAUCAAGUAUCAGAUCAAGAGAAGUAAAUCUUGACUUUGAUUCUGCUGAAGAAGAUCAAAACAGAUCUCUAGAACAUGUUGUAUUUGUUUUCCCUCAAGACAAGAAUGAAGUUGUUGAUGAAAAAGAAUCUCCUUCUGAUUUGCAGAAUGUUAAUUCAUCUAAACAAGAGAGUAUUAGAUCAAGAGAUAUUGACUUGGAACCAAAUGAAUUAGACAAUAAUGAUGGGGUUGAUAAUGAUGAUGAAAUUGAUAUUAUUCCAUCAAAUGAUAAAAAUACAACUUCUGAUAAAAUUAAUAAGGAAGAACUUAUUAAUGAAAAAGAAACACCUAAUGAAACCGAAGUUAAAUCAGAAAAUCCAAAUAAAGAAAGUAUUAAACAGAAGGAAAAUUCGGAUAAUCUCUCUCAAGAAAAUGAAAAAGUUGCUCCAGAGAAAGAAACUUCAGAUGAAAUUAAAUCAACAAAUGAUGGCGAAAACAAUCAAAAUCCUUCGCAAAAAAUGGAUGGAGAAGCAGAAAAAUCGCCAGUUGAUCAACAAAAUAAAGAAGAAACAGCUUUACAAAAUCAAGAAAAUCCAAAUGAAAAUCAUGCACAAAAAGAGAAUUUAUCUAAAGAAGAAACUGUUUCACCAAAUUCAGAAAAUAGGAAGACUUCUCAAGAUAAAGAAAAAGAAAAUACUAACUUUGAUAAUCAAAAUAAUCAUAAUGGAAACAAACCAAAGGAAAGCGAAAAUAAUGAAAUUGAAAAUCCUGCAGAUAAUCAAGAUCAGUCUGCAAAUCAUCAACCAAAUGAAGUUAUACUAGAUGAAGAAAAAUCAGGUGAUGCUGUGAGUAAUCACAAUGAACAACAAGAUAAAUCACCAAAUGAAGAUGAUAGAAAAGAUCUUGUUGCAGAAAAAGAAACACCAAUUGAAAAUGAUGUCAAAUCAGAGAAUAAAAGCGAAGAAAAUGAAGAAAAAGCAUUUGAUAAUAAACAUACAGAAGGUUCCAUUUCACAAGAGUUCGCUUCAUAUAAUGUUAAAUCAAAUGAAAAUGAAUCUCCAAAUGAAGGAAAUUCAUCAAAUGAGAAUGAAAACAAAGAAAAUCUUUCUCAGGUGAAAGAUGAAGAAAUCGGAAAAUCAGCAAAUAAUAAAGCAAUUCAACAAGAAACUCCAGAAACAAAAGAUCAGAAUGAUAGGGCUUCAAUUGAAGAGAGAGAAAAAUCUGAUGAUCAAAUUCAAUCUUCAAAUGAAAAGAAAGAAGAUGAAUCAACAGAAAAUUCUAAUAAGGAAACACCAGAAGAGAAAUCUUCAAAAGAUGCAUCUCCAAAUGGAGAAACUGUUUCACCAAAUUCAGAAAUCGAGAAAUUCGAGAAGAAUCCACAUGAUAAAGAAACAGCUGAAAUCAAGAAUAAGGAAGAACUAAUUGCAGAAAACGGAAAAGAGAAUCAAGUUGGAGAUAACUCUUCAAAUGAACAUGAAGAUGACAAGAAUGAAACUCAAUCUGUUCAACAAAAUGAAACAUCAACCAAUGUUCCUCAAAAUAAGGAAGAAACUACCUCAGAACAAGAAAAACAAAAUGAAGAUGUUUCACAAAAUUCAUCACAAGAAAAUGAAAACUUUGAAAAUCUCCCUCAACAAAGUAGUUCGAAGAAUGAAUCAAAUCCUUCGAAUGAAAAGCAAACGGAUUCAGAUAUGAAGCAACAAGAAACUAAACUGGAGAAUCCGAAUGAAGAAAUUAAUGAAGAUAAUUCUUCAUGUAAAGGUUCUCCAGAACAAAUUAAUUCUCAGGAUAAUGAAAACAAAGAUCAUCAAAUUAAUGAUUCUGAAGAAAAACAGAAAGAUAAUGAAAAAAAAGGAAAUGAAGGUAAAUCUUCUGAAGAUCUCAAUAAUGAACUUAUUAAUGAAGUAGUAACACCAAAUGAAAUUGUUGUCAAUUCUUCAAAUGACGAAAAAUCAGAAGAGGUCCAACAAAAAGAAGAACAUUCUGAUGUUUCUAAUGAAGAUAAAUUAAAUACAGAGAAUGGAAAUAAAGAUCUUGAUUCAAUUCCAAAUGAAGAAGAAAAGGAAUCAGUUAAUAUAACUGAAAAAGCAAAUGAAGGAAAAUCAUAUACAAAUGAAGCUCUUCAAGAAAAUGAACAUGUCUCUGAUGAAAUGGCUCAACAACAAAACGAUAAUAAGGAUGAACUUAUUACUGAAAAAGAAAACACUCCAUCAAAUAACACUGAACAAGAGAAAGAAGGAAUAACUAAUUAA